AGACAAAACCGGCCUUCUCUUUGGUCUAUUACGCCCUAAGAGGCCGUCUGCUAACUCCCCUAACCGCGAUCCGCGCCCCUUCCCUUCCUCAGAUUCUGCCUCCUUCCCUCCUCCAUAGCUCCAGGCGUCCUCGGGGUUUUCCCUCUUUUAGAACAGGAAGGGCUGCGGAGGACUAGACUGGGGAGAGAGGUGACCGACCAUCUGUGCACAUCCCAGAGUAGAAUCAUGCUUUCUUUUGCUUAACUCUUCUUCGAGCUCCUCCUGAUCCAUCUCAUCGAAUUUCCUCAACUGACUUUAGAACAGUCAUCUCAGCCUCACACAUCACCUGGGGCUCUGAUUGUUCAUCUCUUAGUUUCUCCAGAAAUGAAAGGGCCCCCUACUAAAUUACCUGCUAGCACUGUUAGUGCCCCUACUGCGAUACAAAUUCUGAGCUCAUACACAACGCUGAAAUUACACAGAAAGAGCCUUAAACACCCAGGUGACUAGUGCAAUCAGCCCUGCAGAUCCAGGCCCCAAACUUCAGACAGCCUCCAUGCCCCCAACCCCACAGGAGGCAAGGGGCAGCAGAAGCUGAGGCCUGAAGCAUCUCCAGAAUGCAAGGCCUAAGAGGGUGCUGCUGCUGUCUCUACUUCAGACCAGGCAGCAGUCAGGACUGUCCACCCUGCCGCAUCUCAGAGCAGAAGUGUGAGCUCAGCUUGCUUCAGAGCUUUCCCACCAUGAUCUCCAAGAAGAUGGUGAAUUCUGUGGAAGGGUGUGCUGAUGAUGCCCUGACUGGGGUAGUGGCCUCUAACCCUGACUUGCAGCUCCUGCAAGGACACCGUGUAGCCCUACGUUCUGACCUGGACAGCCUCAAGGGCCGGGUAGCACUUCUGUCAGGUGGAGGCUCAGGCCAUGAGCCUGCCCAUGCCGGUUUUAUCGGGAAGGGAAUGCUGACAGGUGUCAUUGCAGGAUCUGUGUUUGCCUCUCCUCCUGUGGGCAGCAUCCUGGCAGCCAUUAGAGCUGUGGCCCAGGCAGGCACAGCGGGCACCCUCCUCAUUGUGAAGAACUACACUGGGGAUCGGCUCAACUUUGGACUUGCCAUGGAGCAGGCCAAGGCCGAGGGCAUCUCUGUGGAGAUGGUGGUAGUUGAGGAUGACAGCGCCUUCACUGUCCUCAAGAAGACAGGCCGGCGUGGCCUGUGCGGCACAAUACUUAUCCACAAGGUGGCAGGUGCUCUGGCUGAGGAAGGUAUGGAGCUGAAGGAGAUCACAAAGAGGGUGAGCAUGAUCGCCAAGACCAUGGGUACCCUGGGGGUGAGUUUGUCUUCCUGCAGUGUCCCUGGUGCCACACGCACCUUUGAGCUUGCAGCUGAUGAAAUGGAGCUAGGCCUAGGGAUCCAUGGGGAAGCUGGUGUUCAACGGAUAAAGAUAGCACCUGUUGAUCAGAUUGUCACUCUUAUGCUUGACCACAUGACAAACACCUCCAAUGUAUCCCACGUAUCUGUAAAGUCAGGAUCUUCAGUGGUGCUGAUAGUCAACAAUCUGGGUGGCCUGUCUUUCCUGGAACUGAGCAUCAUAGCUGAUGCUGCCAUACGCUUGCUGGAGGGCCGUGGGGUGAAGGUCGCCCGUGCCCUGGUGGGGACCUUUAUGUCAGCGCUAGAGAUGCGUGGUGUUUCCCUUACUUUGAUGCUUGUGGAUGAACCCCUGCUGAAGCUAAUAGAUGCUGAAACUACUGCAAAAGCCUGGCCUCACAUGACCAAGGUCUCUGUGACUGGGAGGAAUCGGAUUCGGGCAGCUCCUAUAGAGCCUCCAGAAGCCCCUGAAGCCACUGCAGCAGGAGGUGUAGCAUCAAAGCAGAUGACACUCGUGCUGGAUCGGGUAUGCACCACCCUCAUCGGACUGGAGGAGCACCUGAAUGCCUUGGACAGGGCUGCUGGUGAUGGAGAUUGUGGUUCUACCCAUAGCCGUGCUGCCAAAGCCAUUCAGGGCUGGCUAAAGGAAGGCCCAACUCUAGCCAGCCCUGCCCAGGUACUCUCCAAACUGUCUGUCCUGCUGCUGGAGAGGAUGGGAGGCUCAUCUGGGGCGCUCUAUGGCCUGUUCCUGACUGCAGCUGCCCAGCCUCUCAAGGCCAAGACUGACCUCCCAAACUGGUCUGCUGCCAUGGAUGCCGGCCUAGAUGCCAUGCAGAAGUAUGGAAAGGCUGCACCAGGAGACAGGACAAUGCUGGAUUCUCUGUGGGCAGCAGCGCAGGAGCUCCAAGCCUGGAAGAGCCCAGGGGCCAGUCUCCUCCCAGUCCUGACUAAAGCAGUCAAGAGUGCUGAAGCUGCAGCCGAGGCCACCAAGAACAUGGAAGCCGGUGCUGGGAGAGCUAGUUAUAUCAGCUCUGCACAACUAGAUCAGCCAGACCCUGGAGCAGUCGCAGUUGCUGCCAUCUUCCGUGCCAUCCUGGAGGUCUUGCAGACACAGGGAGCAUAACUGCUCUCCUCUUCAGUUCCUCUCCCUGUUUGUUACUUCCUCUUGCCUUCAGAUGGUCACCUCCCUCCCUCACCCUGACACCCAUCCUCUGCAUGGAGCAGGACAUCCUUUCCCACCUCCAGAACUGUUCCAUGAAGAUAGUACUGGCUGGGUGGGUCACAUGCCCGGGCAGCACUGUUCUUUUUCCCUCCUCAGGAAGAGGAGUCCCUCAGAUCUUGUCCACCCCACCCUAACCAGCUCUGGAUGUCAGUGAUUUGGCUUUUCCUCAGUACAACAUAGCCUCUAACUGGGUAUACCCAUUUGGUUUCAAGAUUCCAGGCCUCUUCCUCUGGAAGGCCUCCUAUACCCAGCCAGUAUAUGAAAGAAAGCUAAUAAAAUCCAUUGAAGCCAUA
Molecule: messenger RNA, 2845 nt
Organism: Arvicanthis niloticus (Nile rat)
Lineage: Eukaryota; Metazoa; Chordata; Mammalia; Rodentia; Muridae
Gene: Tkfc
Product: triokinase and FMN cyclase
Biological process (GO): glycerol catabolic process
Cellular component (GO): cytosol
Molecular function (GO): ATP binding; glycerone kinase activity
Source: RefSeq, a predicted model, not a curated record